Molecule: messenger RNA, 2013 nt
Organism: Chinchilla lanigera (long-tailed chinchilla)
Lineage: Eukaryota; Metazoa; Chordata; Mammalia; Rodentia; Chinchillidae
Product: eukaryotic translation initiation factor 1A, X-chromosomal-like
Exons: 1
Coding region: 503-937 (144 amino acids)
Biological process (GO): translational initiation
Cellular component (GO): cytoplasm
Molecular function (GO): RNA binding; translation initiation factor activity
Source: RefSeq, a predicted model, not a curated record
UUCUCAGAAUUUUAAAAUAGCAAUACAUUUAAAAUUAUACGUGGUAGGUUAAAGGCAUUAAUAUAAUUAUUUUGUACCUUAGAUAUAAUCAAAAGUCCGAUGAGCUGGACAUGGUGCUGCCCAUCUAUAUUGUGACUUCAAGGGCAGCCUCAAGACACCGUCUCAAAAACAAAACAACACAACACUCUGGGAUGCCCAUACCUUUGUCUAAAUCUCCAAGUGUUCUCAGUUUUUACUCUGUGCUGGCAAGAUAUACUCAAUUAUUAAUUUGGCAGCAGUAUGUAAGAUGUAGUUUCGAUUUGUUGCUGUUGAGCGUGGGGGCAGGUGGAUCUCGGUAGAGCGAGGUUGCUGGACUCUCCCGCUCAUACUACUCGGCCUUCAGGGCUGGCUCCGUCCCACGUGGCCCUUCGCGGCACCCGUCGGGCCCCUGGGUGGAGUCAUUACGUCACGCCGAAACCACCCGGGAAGAAGUUAGACGAGACGCGAGGCCAUCUUAACCGCCAUGCCCAAGAAUAAAGGUAAAGGCGGUAAAAACAGACGCAGAGGUAAGAAUGAGAAUGACUCUGAAAAAAGGGAAUUGGUGUUCAAAGAGGAUGGGCAAGAAUAUGCUCAGGUAGUGAAGAUGCUGGGAAAUGGACGAUUAGAAGCGAUGUGUUUCGAUGGCGUGAAGAGAUUAUGCCACAUCAGAGGCAAGUUGAGAAAAAAGGUUUGGAUAAAUACCUCAGACAUCAUAUUGGUUGGUCUCCGUGACUACCAGGAUAACAAAGCUGAUGUGAUUCUAAAGUACAACGCGGAUGAAGCAAGAAGUCUGAAAGCGUAUGGCGAGCUUCCUGAGCACGCAAAGAUCCAUGAAACUGACACAUUUGGUCCUGGAGACGAUGACGAAAUUCAGUUUGAUGAUAUUGGAGAUGAUAAUGAAGACAUUGACGAUAUCUAAAUUGAACCCAACACUUUACAUUCAGUUUUUCGGAAGAUUGUCCUGCAGUUUGGAUUUUGGCAGUAACCCUCCAAGAAGUUUUCAUUAGCAGGAUUGUAAUUUAUUAAGGCAGUUUGAUUUGGUUCUAAGGUAUUUGUUUCUGUUAAAACUGUUAAUGCUGAAUUAUCUUAAGUGAAAUGUCAAGCCCACUUUGUUCAAGACUGUGUAUUUCAAAAAUUAGUGCAUUACUGCCUUUCCUACGUUGAUCACUUCCAGAAAGUAAAUGGAUGUUCUGAACGAACCAUUUGCCCUGUGUUCAUUAUAGCUUGUGAUUAACUCCUACUUUUUGACUAACCUAUAGACUAUACAGAAUCUUUCUGCAUAUUCUGGUUACCUAGAUGUUCCUUCGAGAUUUUGAAGGAGGCCUAAAUCUGCAUUUGAAUUAAAAAAAAUAGUAGGUUUGUUUUCCAUAUAUUAAGUAGCAUGUGGCUGUUUGAUAUCAUUACAUUAUUUUCAUAAUUUUACUUUACCAUCAUACACGUCUGGGCUGGGGGAAAUAUUUCCCAGAUAUAGUUUUUAGAACCAGAGUUGUUUGUUUGUCAGGCUGGUUUUGAGCUCACUUUAUAGCCUAGGCUGGCCUGGAACUGCAACGAUUCUCCUGCCUCAGCCUCCCGAGUUCUGGGAUUAUAGGCGGGUGCCCUCAUGCCCAGCUCACCUGAAUUUUAAUACCAGUUUUAAAAUUGUAAGGGUAGUUGCAGAAAUUAAACGCUAGGUGGCACCCAUUUAUUUUUAACAGUGGAAAUAUUCAUACAGUUGUUGGGUUUUUUUUUUUUUAAUUACUGUGCAUGGAAAAUUUUCCAAACAAGAAAAUAUUGUUUUGAUCAUAUGUAUGUAGGCUAUUUUUAUGGGGAGAAAUAUUUGCUUACAAAUGUUAUUUUCAGAAGUCAUGCGUGUAGUUACAAUUGUGAAUGCUUUAUAAACAUUUUGCUAAGGACUAGGGGUGUAGCUCAGUGAAAAGUCUCCAGGGUCAAUCUUCAGUACAGUACUGGGAGAAAAAACGAUGGUCUCUAAUUUCUGAAUGGAAGAGAGGGCGACUG